Molecule: messenger RNA, 348 nt
Organism: Ricinus communis (castor bean)
Lineage: Eukaryota; Viridiplantae; Streptophyta; Magnoliopsida; Malpighiales; Euphorbiaceae
Exons: 2
Coding region: 1-348 (115 amino acids)
Source: RefSeq, a predicted model, not a curated record
AUGACUGCUCCAAUUAAAGGUCGAGCUAGGUAUCGAAAUAAGAAAGAUGACUUAAGUACUAACAUUCUUAGAGUUUUUGAUCCAAAAAUAAAUUCUUCUUAUGUCUUACCUAGUUGGGAGGGAUCUGUUUCAGAUUCUCAAAUUCUUGGUGAUGCUCUUCAUAGACGUCAUGACAUUUUUGAAGCACCUGGCUAUGACAACAAAAUAAUAGAGAAUUGGGAUGAUAUUGUCAUAUUAUGCGGGAGUGACAGAGCCACUAGAGAUGGUGCAAAAAACUUUGAAGAUACUGCUGAAGCAAUGAAUCAAGAAGGGAACGAAGUGCAGUCUAAUAUUAAAUUGGAAGAGUAA